AUGUCUCUCUCUAAAAUUUUGGCGGAGGAGUCUCUUCCGGUUGGGUACCGACUUCGCCCUACCGACGAAGAACUCAUCAAUCACUAUCUGAAGUUGAAGAUCAACGGCGAUGAGAAGCAAGUCAGUGUUAUUCGAGAGAUCGAUGUCUACAAAUGUGAACCCUCGGAGGAGUCUCUUCCGGUUGGGUACCGAUUUCGCCCUACCGACGAAGUACGCAUCAAUCACUAUCUGAAGUUGAAGAUCAACGGUGAUGAGAAGCAAGUCAGUGUUAUUCGAGAGAUCAAUGUCUGGAAAUGCGAACCCUGGGAUUUGCCUGAUAAAUCGGCGAUAAAGACGAAUGAUGAAGAGUGGUUCUUUUUCUGUCCUAAAGAUCGCAAGUAUCAGAAUGGGCAUCAAUUGAACAGAGUGACUGUGGCUGGGUACUGGAAGGCCACGGGUAAGGAUAGUUCUAUCAGGUCUCUGAGGAGAACCACUGUGAUUGGCAUGAAGAAGACUUUGGUUUUCUAUGCGGGUCGUGCUUCGAAUGGCCAGAGGACUAAUUGGGUAAUUCACGAGUACCGCGCAACUAGAAUCCUGGGCGAAAGAGAGAGAACAGCAGCAACAGAGUCCCAACAAGCAAGAAAGUUGAAUCGGAAGCUAAUUCGACGGCGAGAAAAGUUUGGUCCCAAUCCCAGACGAGAAGCUCUCUCCAAAACCCUCGCCAUACCCGAAAGUGGAAUAGUUGCCUCCAGUAUAGAACCAGGUAGCAAUGCAGAACAGGUGCAGAAUGGAAGGACGCAUCAAAAAGAAGCAAACUCGCUUCAUCAGGAUCCUCAAUACGAAAAGCAAGAAUUAAAAACCGCCCUGUUGUUGAUGUCUAAUGGGAGCAGUAUGCAUUGGGUCAUUAAGAUGGUUAUGAAAAUGGAUGCUGUUGAGCCCUUCAAUAUUCCAGUGGAUCCUGUUGCCCUGGCAAUACCUGAACAUGCUGCUAACUUUAAAUUUAUGGCCACUGAGAAUUUCGGGUGCAAUAUAUUUGAACCUAAAUGGUUUGGAGGAAACAACUUUCCGAACAUUUUGGAGUGGGUUUUAUUGGAAAGUUCAAGGAUUGAUGGGGAUAAGACUUCAAAGUCGAAAGCUUUGGUUGAUUCAAAGAGUAAAAGUAGUAAAAAGCAUGAUGGUGGUGGUGGUGAGAAGAUUGAAUCAAGUGGGGGUUUAGUGGGAGAGAAAGAAAACAGUAAGAGUAGCAGCAAAGUUAAGGAUUCUAAGAGUAAGAGUAAGAGUAAGAGUAGCAGCAAAGUCUGA
Messenger RNA from Camellia sinensis, 1281 nucleotides. The record is from RefSeq and is a predicted model, not a curated record. NCBI's taxonomy places the organism in Eukaryota, Viridiplantae, Streptophyta, Magnoliopsida, Ericales, Theaceae.